GAGCAGCCCGUGAGCACUUGUGCUAAAGUGGACUUUAUUCACACUCCUGAGUUGAAUAUUAUAGGUCGCUCACUCUCGAGUCCUGCAAUUUGGAGGAGCUGCCUUUGGAAAUGAGUUCUGGGAACUGAGGACAGGACCUGGAUGCCUGUAUCAGGCUUACCUCUUGCCUUGACCAAAUCUCUGUCCUUUGGAUCCCAACUUCGCAGUGCUUUUGAAUUGAGUUGUUGAUCAGAAUGGCUUCAGGACGGUUUUACCUGUCCUGCAUGCUGCUGGGGUCCCUGGGAUCACUGUGCAUCCUCUUCACCACCUACUGGAUGCAGUACUGGCGUGGCGGCUUUGCCUGGGAUGGCAGUGUGCACAUGUUCAACUGGCACCCAGUGCUCAUGGUCUCUGGCAUGGUGGUACUCUAUGGAGCUGCCUCGCUGGUGUACCGCCUUCCCUGGUCGUGGGUAGGGCCCAAACUGCCCUGGAAAGUUCUCCAUGCAGCACUGCACCUGCUGGCCUUCACCCUCACUGUUUUGGGGUUGGUUGCCGUCUUUCGGUUCCACAACCAUUCAAAAAUCACACACCUCUACUCCCUGCAUAGCUGGCUGGGCAUCACCACCGUCAUCCUCUUCGCCUUCCAGUGGUCCAUGGGCUUUGCCAUCUUUCUCCUGCCCUGGGCAUCUCAGUGGCUGCGAAGCCUCCUGAAACCUGUGCACGUCUUCUUUGGAGCCUGCAUCCUUGCCCUAUCCAUCACGUCUGUUAUUUCCGGCAUCAAUGAGAAGCUGUUCUUUGUUUUGAAAAAUGCCACCAAGCCCUACUCCAGCCUGCCUAGUGAGGCAGUCUUUGCCAACAGCACCGGGCUCUUGGUGGUGGCUUUUGGCCUACUGGUUCUCUAUGUUCUUCUGGCUUCACCAUGGAAGCGUCCAGAUCCAGGAGCUCUGACUGACAGACAGCCCCUGUUGCAGGACAGGGAGUGAAGCGGGCGGGGCUCCCGGGAGCAGGCGGCGGCGGCGCAGUCUCUGCUCCUCAGAAGCUCUUCUGUACUUGGGGCUCCUGGCUGGUUUCAGCAACAGACUUCUCUUGGGCCGGAGACCAAGCUUGCUACACCAGUUCCCGGCUCGCUCUCUCCAGCCAUUUGCUGUCCAUCUGCUUUUCUUGAUGGCUUUGACUUGUUGGCAUUUUUUCAAGGGCCUCCUUGCCUUGAUCAUUCAUGUCUCUUCUGCUGGUGUGCAGAAUUUGGGCUGCUUUCUCCUCACCACUCCUGGGGAUGUGGUAGAAACCAAAGCUGAGGCCCAAAUGUGGUCCAUACAUGCAAGAUAUAAAGUCUGCUCUCUGUGGGAGCAUUUGUCUCGUUAGGCAGGCUUCCUCUGCUGUGUCUUGGAUGUGCAUUGGGGUGGGCAGAGACGCUGGGAGAUAACUGAUGGGACAGGAGCAGCAGAGAAGGCUCUGCAGUAGUCGGGUGCCGGUCCCUCGGAGCUGCUCUGUUCACUUGGGUGUGCUGUGUUGCGUGUAUUGUGACCACGUGGCUCCCCCUCUUCUAGUUGCUGCUUCAACUGCUGCCUGGAUCCCGCCCUUUCCCCGUGACUUACAUGCCUGCCCCGCUCAGGCAACCCUAUGGGCCCUGGUAAACUGUUCUCCCAAGAACAGACAGCCUGACCCUAGAGUCCCAAGUGAUGGGUAACAGAGGUUUCAGUGGCCUUCCUUUCUGUCCCCUUGUGGGCGUGGGCUUUCCUGCCUCCUCUAGUCUCGAUCUUCCCUGACAAGGCCCAGCCCACUAUGAAACUGAAAACGGCAUCAUGAAGCAAUUUGCUGGACAGAGUCCUGGGAACCACUGCUGCCUUCGAGGUGUUCCUUGUUGAGUACUGGGCGCUUUUGUCCCCACCCCCCAUCCCCACCAAGGCCACCCAGCCUCCAUGGUAUGCCAGAGUGUGUGCUUUGAUCUUCUCCUGAAGAGAAACUGGGUAGAGGGAGGAGUCUUGCCCCUCUCCUUUGUAUUGGCCUGUGGCACUUCAUGCCUUCUCAGAUCAGACGGCCAGGUCCCCACUGCAGACCACUGUACUUAGCAGACCCGUAGGAGGAGUCGAGUUCCUGCACUCCCUGCAGAUAAUGAUCAGGCUGAACUUCAACCCUGCUGCCAGAAGUUGGCAGGAGACCUGGCAUAGACUUCCUGACCAAAUGAAGCCUGCACACCAUGGGUAUCACUGCUGGGCACAUUGGACAUGACCACCUCCCGUGGUUUUCUACUUCUUCAUGAAUCUGAUUUUUAUUAAAUGUGUUUUUAAACAUUAAA
Molecule: messenger RNA, 2275 nt
Organism: Peromyscus maniculatus bairdii (prairie deer mouse)
Lineage: Eukaryota; Metazoa; Chordata; Mammalia; Rodentia; Cricetidae
Gene: Cyb561a3
Product: cytochrome b561 family member A3
Cellular component (GO): lysosomal membrane
Molecular function (GO): oxidoreductase activity
Source: RefSeq, a predicted model, not a curated record